AUGUACCUGGACUUCAUGCAAGAGUAUCUCGAAUUGGGGCAUAUGAGUCCAACAAAUAAUCGACUCCCGAGUGAGCCGCACUAUUUCAUUUCGCACCAGUGUGUGUUAAGACCGCAGAGCACAACUACCAAGUUGCGCAUGGUUUUUGAUGCUUCGAGUCGCACAUCAACACAAGCGUUGAAUGAAACCUUGAUGGUCGGACCGAUCGUUCAAGAGGAGCUUUUUUCGACCCUCCUUCGCUUCCGAUUGCACAAAUAUGCCAUGACUGCCGACAUCAUGAAGAUGUAUCGUCAAAUAUUGGUGCACGAAGACGACAGGAACUUCCACCUCAUAGUGUGGAGACAGGAUCCAUCGGAGCAUUUGCAAAUUUUUCGAUUAAACACCGUAACAUACGGCACAGCGCCUGCACCAUUUCUCGCCACACGGUGUCUGCAAAUGCUAAGCGACAAAAAUAAAGCCAAAUAUUCACUCGGUUCCAAAGUCAUUCGGAAUGACUUUUACGUCGACGACCUAUUAACAGGAUCCGACAGUAUAGAAAGCCUCACCCAGAUACAACAGGAAGUAAAUACAAUUUUAGAAUCGGCAGGUCUGAAAUUAGCAAAGUGGUUUUCCAAUCAUACAAGCUCAUCGGAUAGUGAGAGUCUCCAAAAAUUAUUGCAGCUCAGCGAUACCGACUCCACCAAAACGCUAGGAAUCCACUGGCAGCCGAUAGAUGACAUUUUUCGCUUCAUUCUGGAAGAUAAUUUUAGCGAGCUGCGUGCAACUAAACGCAAUAUUUUAUCAGUUUCCGCUCGCCUCUUUGACCCUCUUGGUUCAUUAGCCCCGCUAGUUACCAAAGCUUAA
Anastrepha ludens (Mexican fruit fly) is the source of this 843-nucleotide messenger RNA. RefSeq lists its product as uncharacterized. The record is from RefSeq and is a predicted model, not a curated record. The transcript has a single exon. Bases 1 to 843 code for a protein of 280 amino acids. Lineage: Eukaryota; Metazoa; Arthropoda; Insecta; Diptera; Tephritidae.